AUGGUUGGCCUCCGCAGCGUCAGUCAUGAACCAAAAGAGCUGGUGUCCUCACUGUGCGAGGAGGGCGCCUAUUGGUCUCGCUCGCUUGCAGGCACACGCCGCAUCGUUGGGUGGAAGGCCAAGUUUGACACCGCAUUUCCUGCUUUCUUGCAGGGACUGCAACUGGAUGGCUACAGCCCGGCAUUGAACCUUGCUUUUGAAUACCAUGGUGAGCAACAUUACCAACCCGACAGCUAUUUCAACUUCGGGGACUUGUCCAAGUUCCAAAGGCAGCAAGAGAGGGACUCACGAAAAGUGCAACUCUGUGCCCAAGCUGGGGUCCGCCUUGUCGUGGUGCCCUUUUUCGUGAAGGACAAACACAGUUUUGUGCGUCUGGCACUGCUGCAGUGGUUCUCUGUGCACCCCUCCCUGCGCAUACCCAGAACCUUCAAGCGCUUUGCAGGCCUUUGCGUUGAGCUGCUGCAGCGCCAGAAGAUUCGCGCCGCGGGGGCCAACGAAACCCUGAUGAAGGUGGUCUCCAACCCGGUGGAGAAGUACUUGCCGCCCGGAUGCCGGCGCUUUGGCAUGUCGGUGGGCGGCCGGCCGGCCUGGGCUGACCACACUGGCGUAGCUGAUUCUGAGAUGACCCUCUGCCUCUUUCUGACUCCGUUCCUUUUCACCAACUCUCAGGUCAAAAUGCGAGACUUCGCGGCGGAGCUAGAUGCCGCUGGGCAGCUGCCCUAG
Symbiodinium natans is the source of this 723-nucleotide messenger RNA. Lineage: Eukaryota; Dinophyceae; Suessiales; Symbiodiniaceae. The record is from the annotation of a GenBank genome assembly.